GCUUUUGCCGGACACUGAUAAUUUCCACCUAGAGCGUGUAAAUAAACCUGCGCCUUUCUUACGACCUAUCGUUGGCUUUCGAUAUGAUCGAUUAAGCGUUAUCGUUGUUGUUGUUGUUGUUGCCCUUACGACGCAAGUGCGUUAUAAGCUUAGAAUAAGUGUAAGACCUGGAUAGGACAAGGACCUACAUAGCAACGAACUUGUGAACUCAAAAAGUGUUAGAGCAAGGACAAGUGGAACGAAUUUAGAGCUCAUAGGGGUUUCUCGUUGGAUGAGAAAGGCUGAUGCUAGUAGUUGUAGUGAAUGUACGCGGAUCGAGGCCAACGGGGGUUGCCAGAGACUGAUUUCGUCAGCGGGCUACCACUAGAAAGGGUGGCUUGCCUUGCGUGUCAAUACACAUCAAUGAUUCAGUUGCGAUGUCAACCAUGGAACUUCAGUUUAACCAGUGUGAUCGUUUUGGCGCUGUCCAAUAUGCUGCUGACCUUCUUACUACUACAAUCGGAAACUUGUGUUCAGAAUUCGAUAGGUCGAGAACUCGAGAUAAAUGCCGUUACGGAUUGGAAUCUCGGUACCCUGCUCAAGGAGCAACAGGAAGAUUGUGCUACGCGGGAUUAUCGAAAUACAGCAGCUGACAGGCUUAAGCUCGACGUGACACUAGGCAGAUGGGAUGCCCGUAGGCUUUUCAAAACUUUUGACUCGAUCUUUGUCGGUUCGAGAUUCUCUGAGCUCUCGCAGACAUAUCGAGUUUGUUUGGCUACGCAGAGUUCUGUUGAAAAAUUACACUCAAUUGUUCAAGUUGCUCAUCAGUGGACCGGGCCGAUGUCCGUUGCUUUGUACGUAGCCGGUGAUGAAGAAUUUGAAGUUCUGCAAAAGUAUUUGCUUUAUCUUAAAAAGUGUUACGAACCUGUACGCGAAAGGAUAUCUUUUUCUUUGGCCGUGCCAAAGGUCAGACCGCCCAAGAAACAACCCCGUGCUUUCACCUUACCCGAAAUCAUUGAUUGUGCCAAACCGGAAGCUACUCUAAACGAACUCGUAUCCGGUAUUUCCGUCGAACAAACGAACUGGAGAAUGCGAAACGUUUAUCCCCAAAAUCACAUGCGGAAUCUAGCUAGGAAGAAUUGCCAAUCCGAUUACGUUUUCUUAACGGACGUCGACAUCAUACCAAGCCCCAAUUUAACCGGUGCUUUAGACAACUUCCUUAAGAAUGAGAACUGCGACAAGUGCGCCUACGUCAUACCUACGUACGAACUAGACUUGCGUGUUUGGUUUCCAACCGAUAAAUCAGACUUGGUCAGAUUCGCUAGGAAAGGCCUUGCCAGACCCUUUCAUCAAAAGGUUUUCAUCCACAAUCAAUUUGCCACAAACUUCACAAGGUGGGUGUUGGACGUGUCACCAAGUCACAAAAAUUACGAGAACGUAAAAUACGGAAAAGUUUACGUAAGUCACAACGUGACAAAUUUCGAAUUCCUUUACGAGCCGUUCUACGUGGCAAAGGAUACUGCGCCAGCUCACGAUGAGAGAUUCAUGGGAUACGGAUAUACGAGAAACACACAGGUUUAUGAGAUGUUUGUGGCUGGCUAUCAAUUUAAGGUACUUUCUCCAGUAUUUACCGUGCAUUGGGGCCUGCAGACGAGAAAAAGUAGACCUUCCUGGCGUGAACGGCAAAAUAGCGCUAAUAGAAAACAUUUCGAAAUGUUUAAGAAAGAAGUUUUUGCUCGUUAUAUGCGAGAUCCCUUGAAGAUGAUGAAAAAUACAAACUGACGAAAAUAUCAUCGGGGAAUUCGUUGAACUCUUUACAAUUUACCGUCCUUUUGAACGACAUAGUUUAACACAAACUUGAGAAUUCAGUUUUAUUGACUUAAAAAAAGCCUCUCUUUCGUACUCUUAAUAUUUACAUCUGUAUUUUAAAAAACACACAGCGCACAUACACAGCCAGACAUGUACAAUAUUUUUAGUAGAAAUUUUUAUUGCUUUACUUAUUAUUAUUUACCCCUAAAGAGAUAUUUAAAUC
Messenger RNA from Polistes dominula (European paper wasp), 2011 nucleotides. RefSeq names its product beta-1,4-glucuronyltransferase 1. NCBI's taxonomy places the organism in Eukaryota, Metazoa, Arthropoda, Insecta, Hymenoptera, Vespidae. Gene Ontology annotation, cellular component: Golgi apparatus. Gene Ontology annotation, biological process: protein O-linked glycosylation via mannose. The record is from RefSeq and is a predicted model, not a curated record. Gene Ontology annotation, molecular function: glucuronosyltransferase activity.